Molecule: messenger RNA, 363 nt
Organism: Striga hermonthica
Lineage: Eukaryota; Viridiplantae; Streptophyta; Magnoliopsida; Lamiales; Orobanchaceae
Source: the annotation of a GenBank genome assembly
AUGGUUCAGAGGCUCACUUACCGGACUCGCCAUAGCUACGCCACCAAAUUUAAUCAGCACAGAGUUGUCAAAACUCCUGGGGGGAAGCUGGUGUAUCAGACCACUAAGAAGAGAGCUAGCGGGCCCAAGUGUCCAGUCACCGGCAAGAGGAUCCAAGGGAUUCCUCAUUUGAGGCCUGCUGAGUAUAAGAGGUCCAGAUUGCCUAGAAACCGCAGGACUGUGAACCGUCCUUAUGGUGGUGUUCUUUCUGGAAGUGCUGUGAGGGAAAGGAUUAUUCGGGCUUUCUUGGUGGAAGAGCAGAAAAUUGUGAAGAAGGUGUUGAAGAUUCAGAAGGCAAAAGAGAAGCUAGCUUCUAAGAGUUAA